UCUUACAUUAGCUAAGCUAACGCUAGCUGGUUCAGCUCAAACCAGUUUGCUAUUCCGUAAAUUUGGCUGAGGAUUUGAAUCAGUUGUGACAGUUCGUUUAUCACGUGCAUUUGCUGUGUUACAUUAAUUAUAGUAACAUGAGCGACAACGAGAAAGAAUUUAGGGAGCAGGACUCACAGCCUGGCUCGAGGAGUGCGUCCCCUCAGGGCUCUGCUAAAUCCUCCAGCCGCUCACCGGUACGCUCAAAAGAUGGCUCCCGCCGCUCCAGGUCCAGAUCCCGAUCUCGAUCCAAAUCCAGGUCCCGGUCCCAUAGAAGCUCACGUAGACAUCACUCCCGCUCUCGUUCCCGUUCUCACCGACGCCGUUCCAGGAGCCGAUCUCGUAGCUGGGAGUACCGCCGGCACAGGAGCCACAGCCGUUCACCCAUGUCAAAUCGUCGCAGACACAUUGGCAACAGGGCCAACCCAGACCCUAACAACUGUCUGGGUGUGUUUGGGCUGAGUCUGUACACCACUGAGAGGGAUCUGAGGGAGGUUUUCUCAAAGUACGGCCCUUUGAGUGCCGUUAACAUUGUGUACGACCAGCAGUCACGUCGCUCUAGGGGCUUUGCCUUCGUCUACUUUGAAACCCGUGAGGACUCUAAGGAGGCCAAGGAGCGUGCCAACGGGAUGGAGCUUGAUGGGCGCAGGAUCAGAGUAGAUUUCUCCAUCACGAAAAGAGCCCAUACACCCACACCUGGGAUAUACAUGGGACGACCAACAUAUGGCGGUGGCAGUGGCGGUAGCGGAGGAGGUGGUGGGGGCAGCAGUAGUAGCAGUGGUGGUGGUGGUGGGUCAUCAUCGCAGCGUAACUCAAGGGACUGCGACAGGGGCUCCGUCAGGGGCUAUGACAGAAGUUAUGAUCGUGAUUAUGAACGCUAUGACGACAGAGAGUACAGAUCAUACAAACGCAGAUCUCCAUCUCCUUACUACAGCAGAGGGUAUCGCUCACGAUCCCGAUCCCGGUCCUACUCGCCACGUCACUACUGAGCAGUGAAGAAGAGUCACCGUUUUCAGUGUUAUUGAUCAGAUGCUUGUUUUUGUAUGGUUUUUUGGACCAGAUUAUAUAUGUGAAAUGUAUUCUUUAUUUGUCAAUGUAUAUUGAAAGUUUAAAAAAUGGUCCGAAAGAUGCACUCUGUCCGAGUCCGCAAUGUAAGUGGUGAGUUUAUGGACACCUCAUUUGUAGGCAGAAUAAUGAAGAAAAAAAAAAAGUGAAAUGCCAGAAAACAGGAAUGAGGUGGAAAUGAGCAAUGCUUUGGAUCUGCAACAAAAUGUUUUUCACAUGAUCAGUGGCUCGAGGCCCAGCUCUCUCCUUGCUUUGAGGAAAUCUGUGAAGUUUUGUUUGUGGGUUAUCCUCGUAACAGCUAACAGGAAUUGAAAAUGUGCAGUUUUAAUACAUUUUCUCGUUAUGCUGUUUUGUUUGUAUUACAAGAUCCCAGUUUUCACUUAAUUAACAUCUUACCAUGUUACCUUUUUUAGUUUUGUCUUUUUUUGUUGUUGUGAGAUUUACUUUAUUUGGGUGUUUUUACAUUAACAGUAAAUCAUUGUUUGGGUGAUUUCCUCUGUUGUUUAGUAACAGUGUGCAGUAUACUGUAAUGGCCACCCAUCAAACAUUUUAAUUAUUUGGCGUGUUUUAUUUCUUGACAGAAAUAAAAUGAUUACUUGCUUGAACUGUACGCAUGCACCCUCAUUUGAUAUGAGUGAACAUCCAUAUUGAAGCCCUGUUGUCACAGUUGAAGUUUUUGGCUAAAUAAAGUGUUUUACAGAA
Notothenia coriiceps (black rockcod) is the source of this 1806-nucleotide messenger RNA. RefSeq names its product transformer 2 beta homolog. The record is from RefSeq and is a predicted model, not a curated record. Lineage: Eukaryota; Metazoa; Chordata; Actinopteri; Perciformes; Nototheniidae. The coding region runs from base 138 to 1028 and encodes 296 amino acids. Gene Ontology annotation, molecular function: RNA binding. The transcript is spliced from 8 exons.